UCACGCACUCUCUUCCUCUCCCUCACCCUCUCCCCCUUCCUUCCGUUCUCUCUGUGUUGUGUCAUCUCGAAGCGUGGCGUGGCAGCCGCGACGACGAAGGAAAAGCCAGUACCUGGUCGACUCGCGGGUGGAAAGCGCGGGCGUCGUGUCUCUCUCUCUCUCACUCGCGCGCGCGCGUGCAUCCGGCCGCGUGUGUCGUCGUCCGCGCUCUCGCGUAGAAGACCUCUCCCGUACGCGUGUGUGAGAGCGCCCGGCGCGCCGCUGUAUUGUAAUAUCGCCGCCGAAGAGAGGAGGCCUCCCUUCUCCCGAGCUGGAUGCGCGGCAGCCUGUAUGAUCGCACUGUAGUCUCGUUCGCGCUAUCCUCAAAGUAGAUAGCUCUAGGAAUACCACGAGGAAUAAGUAGCGCGGAGGAAGAAGCGGAAACGGAGAAUGCCGAGCGACUGGCAAGGUAGACGCGCCGAGCAUCGCCGAGACGCGGCUCGCGGCUCUGUUUCGCGAGGCGCGCGAUGAUGGCGGAAUGCGCGCGGACAGAGCGUACAGUAUCGUCCGGCCCGUCGAUCGAGCACACGGUGGAGUCGAUCGCCCAUCGCGGCGGCAGGAUCGAGCGCAAAAGGGGCAGCAGCAGCUCGUCGUCGUCGUCCUCAUCAUCAUUAUCAUCAUCGUCAUCAUCGUCAUCAUCGUCAUCGUCAUCGUCAUUAUCGAGAGCGCUGUUGAAUAUUGUCGUCGUCCAGCAUCAAGAUCUCUCCGCUCUCAAGAUCACCCCGGAUCGUAACAACGAGGAUGAAGAGAUCGCAGCGCGACGAGGAAGAGCUAAACGAGUACCAAUCAGCAAGAGAUCGAAGCUAAAAGAUCAAACCUCUCCGAACAUCAUCAACCCCUGGCCGGAGGCAUGGCGACGCAUUGACGAACACUCUCUACCAUCUCGCAAGCUGGAAUCCGCGCCGACCAUCGACGAUGGCUUUCGCCCUGCAGUCCGAGCUUUCACUCCGCUGUUAGAGCCCGUCUUCAAGUUCGGAGAAUCGAUAUUGCGCCCGGAGAAUUCCCUGCGGGAUAUCCUACUUCACGAGAGCGCCUCCAAGACAACGGCGACGACGACAACGGCGGUGGCGACGAGAACGAGCACGCGAACCGAGGAAGAUGACGUCGGGGAAGUGAACGAGGACGGAGUGAAGGAUGGUAAUAAUAAGAGCGGAAGGGGGUUGGUGCACGUGGGGAACAAGGAUAAUGGUGCGGUCGUAGUUGGUAGUGAUAGUGUUAUCGAGUGGACAACGACGACUGUCGCCGAGCCGAUGUCAUCGUCGCGGUCGGCGUUCUCCGGAGACGAUGUGCAGGUGGCCGAGCGUGUAAGAGUGCGCGCGAAUUCCGAACGAAAUUCACCGAGGAACGAAGAGAGCGACGAGGAGCAGCUCAAGGUUACCGUCGCGCACGACGUCGAAGAUUCGUUCGUAUCCUCGACGACGACCACGACGACGACGACGACGACGACGACGCAGCGUCCACCACUGACCCAAGACACCUCUAUGGAAGCACUGAGUGCGAGCGGCUACAUCGUCUCGGCGGCGCUCGUGCUGAUAGUCGGAGCACUGGUGGGUGUCCUGGCGACGAUAUCGCGUCACCUUCAUCAUCGUCGAUUGCUGGUGCACGAGCCGGUCCCACCCGGCUCCGCUUCCUCCUCUUCCGCCUCGAUUCUCCAUCACCAUCAUCGGCAUCACCAUCAUCGUCACCGACAUCGUCGCGAGGAGCCACCGCCGCCGCCGUUACAGCGCUGUCUUCUGCUACAGGAUCAUUGCCGUCAUCCUGAAACACCGAUGCUGUCGGUGAGCCAAGGAAUGGAGGUCGGCAGCAGCGGACGCGGUGCAUCGGCGGGAGAUGACCCGACCGCCGGUGCGGCGGGCGGUGGAGGCGGCGGCGGAGGUGGCGGCGAUUCUAGGAGACGUCGCGACAUACAGGAGGUGAUGAUCGCCGCGGCGAGAGAUCGCGCGAUCCGCGCGGAUAGCGUCCGGCAGGAUCUCGCACUCAAUCUACCGCCGCGACUCGAGCUCCCGGACGGCGAGGAACACCCAUACGGGGCGCACUCGGAUCUUCAUCUCCGUAACCCGGAACAGGAGAGCGAGAUUUACCAAAAGUGCGUGCGGGCACCUCCGAAUCGCACAGUGUUCGACAGCGAGAGUCCGCCGCCUUAUCGGACCCCACCGCCCGGUAGCAGCCAGCACAUCCACACGGGGCUGUUCGACCUGCCCGGCGAUCGGAUAUCGCGAAGUCAGAGCCCCAGCAGCAGCAAUUUGCUGCUGAAUACCGCUCGCUCCAUGUUCAAGAUGUUCCCGAGCCACACGACGCCGUCGUCGACGUCGGUGCCGGUCAGCAAACCGCCCUUUUCCAGUUAUUCCGAGUCCAAUAGUAACGUGAGCAGUAAUCUGAGCAGUAGCAAUCUGUCCAACAUCACCGUGGUGCCCUGCGAGACCGAUGAGAGCCGGCAAGAGCAACAGCAACAACAUCAGCAGCAAGUCCAUCAGAAGGUCUGAUCCGCGGCGUCCUCCUUCUUCGAUGUCAUUGUCGCAGUCGCAUCGUUCGACUCUGAGAACGAGCAAUGGUUCUCAAGAUCGUUUCGUGUGACUGCAACGACAACGACGAUGCCCUUCAAGACUGAUUAUCGGAAGAAACGUCAACGAAGAAUAGAUUCCAUCGGUCGUUCCAUCAUGUUCAGCAACGAAUAUCGCAUAUAAGCGAAAGAAGAUGAUAUCAUCCCGGCCGAUGGUAUCCACGUUGGAUCGUUCUUCCGGCGUUCUAUAAAGAAAGAAAGAGAGAGAGAGAGAGAGAGAGCGAGUGAGAGAGAAAAAGAAUGAAAGAGAGAAAGAAAGAGAGAGAGUGAGAGAGAGGGUCGUCCGUUCGUGGCCUACAGAAGAACCGGCGGAGGUAUAGAGAAGCCGGCUCCUGGUAUAAUGACUGAAUUGUCAAAUCAGUCAUCGAGACUGCGCUUAAUCGCCGUGCGUUGAUUCACGCCUCUGUUCUUUUUGUCUUUUCCAUUGUGAGAGUCGAUGCGCCGCCACCGUCAUCGUCGCCGACGCGUCAUUGUGCAAUUCCACACGCGGCCAGUGUCUAGCCUAGAUCUCAAAUUAUUCCAAAGCGGUGGCACGAAGAUUACGAUUGUUGCUUCGAGCGUCGGCAUCAGAAAGAGAAAGGAGGCUCGAAAGAAGAAGGCGAUCGAAAGCCAGGGUGAAAAAACGGGGGCGUCAUCAACGCGCGGCGCAAAGCGAUGGCCUAUCCUGGAUAGAUAAGAAGCUCCUUUGUCCGGGAAUUACACGGCGAGAAGCUUCGUUUUGAGGAGACAUGAGUUUAUUAGCGAUUCCUUGCAUAUGGACUCAGCGAACGAAGCGGAUCCGCCGGAUCACCCUCUUCCAGCUCUCGACGGAGGCUCGACAUCGCGGAGGUUUGUUCAUCGCGCGCGACAAAGACUUAGUAAAUUAUUUAUUGCCAAUAUAACAUUUUAUUCGCGACGGACGGCUGCUGCGCGACGGCCGGACGGGACGAGUGCGGUUUCACGCGAUGGUGGAUGGUUGUGGAGAAGAAAAGAAGAGAGAGAGAAAAAAAGAAAUGAACGGACGGGACACGAGUUGUUGUAUGAUCGUUCGUUGCGUGAGUGCGAAACCAGACGUGCGUACGAGUAAAUGCAAGCGCGCGUGUGCGGAACGAGUAGAACGAAAGACGCGCAAGAGGCGCGGCUAAUUGCAGGGUCGAGAGGAAAAAAAAGAAAGAAAGAGCGAACCCGUGCGCGCGUGUUUGUGUAUGCGUGUAUAAGGAGAGAUGUAGGGGGAUAAUGUAGUGCCAAGAGUGAAAACGGAAACUCUGUACAUAUUAGGCUAGGUAGUUCAAUAUCAAUAUACUUAUUACGAC
Molecule: messenger RNA, 3891 nt
Organism: Nylanderia fulva
Lineage: Eukaryota; Metazoa; Arthropoda; Insecta; Hymenoptera; Formicidae
Biological process (GO): negative regulation of transforming growth factor beta receptor signaling pathway
Cellular component (GO): early endosome membrane; Golgi membrane
Molecular function (GO): R-SMAD binding
Source: RefSeq, a predicted model, not a curated record